Danio rerio (zebrafish) is the source of this 1266-nucleotide messenger RNA. RefSeq names its product zgc:152658. NCBI's taxonomy places the organism in Eukaryota, Metazoa, Chordata, Actinopteri, Cypriniformes, Danionidae. Gene Ontology annotation, molecular function: GTP binding. The record is from RefSeq and is marked predicted.
AAAACUGAAAUACAGAUUGGGUCUGUACUAUUUACACGAUGUGCUCUUCAUUUAAAAAUUUGGAGAAUGUUUCUCCUGGACCAUCACCAACACCAUCAAAGUCUUGGAUCUCAGCUUUCUCAAAAGAACUACUGGUGUUUUGUGUUGUUGUCGCAUUUCUUGCAUUUGGGAUUCAGAUCAACAGUAGCGAUCAACAAAUACAACACUUGAACAAUACAGUGCAACAUCCUGGCGAUCCACUCCGGAUACUUUUAGUUGGAAAAACAGGUGUGGGAAAGAGCGCAACAGGCAACACCAUCAUUGGACAAGACGUUUUUAAGUCAGAGAUUUCAUCUUCCUCUGUGACUGGACAUUGUGAAAAGUUUCACACAGUUAUUAACGGCAGAAAAGUGUCCGUCAUUGACUCUCCGGGUCUGUUUGACACCAGCUUACCUGUGCAUGAAGUGGUCAACAGAAUUAAACUCUGCAUUCCUCUCUCAGCUCCAGGUCCACAUGUGUUUUUAGUUGUGAUUCAGCUUGGCAGAUUCACUGAUGAAGAAGAAGAAGCUGUGAAAAUCAUCCAAGCAGCCUUUGGUGAAGAAUCCUCCAUAUACACCAUGGCUCUGUUCACUCAUGGAGAUCGAUUGGAGGGGAAAAACAUUCACACGUUUGUGCGGGACAGUCCAAAACUGCUCAGCUUCAUCAGAACCUGCAAAGGACGAUAUCAUGUGUUUAAUAAUAAAGAGAAAAAUCCAGAGCAAGUCAUUCAGCUGCUUGAGCAGAUUGAUAAAAUGGUAACUGGAAAUGGUGGUCAACACUACACCAGUGAGAUGCUGGAAAAGGUAGAGAGAGCGAUUGAGAAAGAGAAACGGCGCAUUCUGAGGGAGAUGGAGGAGCAGAGACAGAAGGAGAUCGCAGCUCUGAGGGAACAACUUGAAGAUGAGGCCUAUGAAAAAGCACUGCAAACACUAAACAGUAAAUAUGAGCAGGUCGCAAGAUACAAAGCAGAAAUUGACUUCCCAGCAAUACUCCAUGUGGUCACCACUUUAAUUAACGCAUUAAGCAAAUUCUUUUUUUGAGCAACACAAAUGCUGACCAUGUGAGGCUAUAAAAAAAGAGAACAGUUUUUAAAUUCUCUAUUUUAUAAAGGUUUACAAAUCAAGUACGUGCUUAUACUGUAAAUCCUGGUGAGUUUGACAUAUGAAAGUUUAAUAAUAUGGUGAAGAAAUGUAGGUACAAGUGAAAUGUGUCCAAACCUGAAACUAUAUAAACUCUUAAAUCAGGGAA